AAAUGUCGGCCUAAGUUAGCAUUUGUCAUGAUUAUCAUGUUGAAAUAGUUUUGACACUAGUUCUAAAAUCAAGAGCAUAGCAUCAUCAUUCAAUUUCAAAUAUCACAGUAGAAAAACGAUCUACACUAACACUAGGGUGCAUUUUGUGAUGUGAAUGUGAGUGAAUAAGCAUUUAGAUUAAAGAAGAAAAAGAAGAAGAAGAUGAGUCAAGGAUCUUCAGCUUCUCAAUCGUUAGCUUUCCGUGUCAUGAGACUAUGCCGUCCAUCCUUCAACGUCGACCCUCCUCUUCGUAUCGAUCCCGACGACCUCUUCGUCGGCGAAGAUUUCUUCGAUGAUCCCUCCGCCCCUUCCUCCGCCGACCUCAUCUCCCCUGAUUCCGAUCCCAGUUAUCGCGACCGAUUCCUCCUUCAUCAUUUCUCCGAUUCAAUGGGUCUCUCUGGUCUCCUCGUUCUCCCUCAAUCCUUCGGUGCAAUUUACUUGGGAGAAACUUUCUGUAGCUAUAUAAGUAUAAACAAUAGCUCCAAUUUUGAAGUCAGAGAAGUUAUUAUCAAGGCUGAAAUCCAAACAGAGAGACAGAGAAUACUUCUUUUAGAUACGUCGAAAUCACCAGUUGAUACUAUACGUGCUGGUGGGCGUUAUGAUUUUAUUGUGGAACAUGAUGUCAAAGAGCUUGGACCUCACACGCUGGUUUGCACUGCAUUGUACAAUGAUGGUGAUGGUGAGCGUAAAUAUCUUCCCCAAUUUUUCAAGUUCAUCGUUGCCAAUCCACUUUCUGUUAGGACAAAGGUCCGUGUUGUCAAGGAAACUACCUUUUUGGAAGCUUGUAUUGAAAACCAUACCAAAUCAAACCUUUUCAUGGACCAAGUUGAUUUUGAACCUGCUCAGCAUUAUAGUGCAUUAAUACUUAGAGGUGAUGGGCACCAUUCUGAGAAAGAUAGUCCUAUAAGUGAGACAUUUAAGCCGCCAAUACUAAUAAGAUCUGGCGGAGGAAUUUACAACUAUCUCUAUCAAUUGAAGUCAUCAUUGGAUGAUUCUGCUCAAACUAAAGUCGAGGGAAGUAACGUUCUUGGUAAACUCCAGAUAACAUGGAGAACAAAUUUGGGUGAACCCGGUCGUCUGCAGACCCAGCAGAUAUUGGGGACUCCAACAACAAAGAAAGAGGUUGAGUUGCAAGUUGUAGAGGUUCCAUCUAUCAUUAACCUUCAAAUACCAUUCACGCUAAAAUUAAAUCUUACGAACCUGACAGAGAGAAAGCUGGGGCCGUUUGAAGUUAGUGUAUCCCAAAAUGUAUUGUCUGGGGAGAACGUUGUUAUGAUUAAUGGCCUUCAAUCAAUGGUUUUAUCACAGAUUGAGGCUUUAGGAUCCACUAAUUUUCACCUGAAUCUCAUAGCUACUAAACCUGGAAUUCAGAGAAUAACGGGCAUUACAGUAUUUGAUACGAGGGAGAUGAAAUCUUAUGAACCACUUCCUGAUUUAGAGAUUUUUGUGGACUUGGAUUAAAAGUGUGGCCAUAGCAACCGGUUUGGUCAGAAGUGGUUAACGAUGCAAUCCUUUCAAAAGGUUGAUCUACUAAACUCCACAGGGUGUUCUGUAUCAUUGAUGCGCCUUAUCAGAUCGUCCAAGUCCUUAAUUUUAUAGCUUUGACAUCUAGGAUAAGAUUGUUUUCCAAGUCAGGGUCACAAGAUCCUACAUGAUCCCAAAGUUGUCUGCAAACAUCUGUAAACAACUUGUUUGGGCUAAGUGAAAUCAAAACGCACAUUCAACUUGUAGACUCAUAAAUUCAUAUAGUUUACCUCAUAUUAAAAUAUACAUUUUAACUUGUUUAAA
Molecule: messenger RNA, 1827 nt
Organism: Trifolium pratense (red clover)
Lineage: Eukaryota; Viridiplantae; Streptophyta; Magnoliopsida; Fabales; Fabaceae
Product: trafficking protein particle complex subunit 13
Exons: 12
Coding region: 202-1500 (432 amino acids)
Cellular component (GO): TRAPPIII protein complex
Source: RefSeq, a predicted model, not a curated record